Messenger RNA from Xenopus tropicalis (tropical clawed frog), 4409 nucleotides. RefSeq names its product melanocortin 3 receptor (gene mc3r). The transcript has a single exon. Lineage: Eukaryota; Metazoa; Chordata; Amphibia; Anura; Pipidae. Gene Ontology annotation, molecular function: G protein-coupled receptor activity; melanocortin receptor activity. Gene Ontology annotation, cellular component: plasma membrane; membrane. The coding region runs from base 441 to 1430 and encodes 329 amino acids. The record is from RefSeq and is a predicted model, not a curated record. Gene Ontology annotation, biological process: signal transduction; G protein-coupled receptor signaling pathway.
AACAUCGGCUAUGGAGUAGCUCAGAGUUCCGAAGGUACCGGCUGUGGGUAGUAGAACUGGGCUGUUACUUAGAAAUAUACCUGCUCUGUAAGUAGCGGAGAGGAGAGGCUGGAGUGUAGGAACUAAAGGAGGAGCCAAUUGCUAUCAAUGAAAGUGGAAAAUAGAUGCACUCUGCCUCACAUUGCCAUUGCCACACACACACAUAUUCUCCUGGAGUACAACUGGAUUCCACGGAGCACUGAGGCACAACACAGCAACCAAGUGCCCGUGCCAGGAGCAUGGAGACAGAUGUAAUGCACAGCAGUCAUUAAAGAGAUGACUCCUCUGGACCUCGUCAAGGGAUUACCAUAGGAACGGCAGAUUCAUAAAUAUAUGGAUUGUUUAGAAGAUGAAUUUCUGAGAAGUGUUGUCAGUUCCAACUCGGCUUGAAGUCUCCUGCUAUGUCUGCGAAAGCCUUUGCCAUGAACACGACCAACGUCUUCUCUGUCCAGGCUGUCCUGGCGAACGCCACUCUGGAUCCGAACGAGACACUUUUUCUCAGCAACCUCAGCAGGAUCGGAUUCUGUGAACAAGUCUUGAUAAAGACAGAGGUCUUUUUAACCCUUGGGAUCAUCAGUUUGCUGGAGAACAUCCUUGUGAUCCUUGCCAUACUAAAAAAUAAAAACCUCCACUCGCCCAUGUACUUUUUCCUCUGCAGCCUGGCCGUGGCUGACAUGCUGGUCAGCGUGUCCAAUGCCCUCGAGACAAUUGUAAUUGCCAUUCAGAACAAGUACUUGGUCAUCGGGGACUACCUGCUGCAGCAUCUGGAUGACGUCUUUGACUCUAUGAUCUGCAUUUCUUUAGUAGCCUCUAUAUGUAACCUCUUGGUAAUUGCUAUCGACCGGUAUAUCACCAUAUUUUAUGCCCUGCGCUACCACAGCAUCAUGACUGUGAAAAAAGCGAUAGCCUUAAUCGUGGUCAUCUGGACAUCGUGUAUCAUUUGCGGCAUUGUGUUCAUUGUCUUCUCCGAAAGCAAAACCGUCAUAGUGUGUCUCAUCACCAUGUUCUUCACCAUGCUGGUCCUUAUGGCCACCAUGUACGUGCACAUGUUUUUGUUUGCGCGGCUGCACGUGAAACGGAUCGCUGCCCUCCCAGUGGACGGCGUGGUCCAGCAGCGCACGUGCAUGAAGGGAGCUAUUACCAUCACCAUACUUCUUGGAGUCUUUGUUGUCUGUUGGGCACCAUUCUUUCUCCACCUCAUCCUGAUCAUUUCAUGCCCCUCCAACUCCUAUUGUGUCUGCUACACGUCCUACUUCAACACAUACCUCAUACUGAUCAUGUGCAAUUCUAUCAUCGACCCUCUUAUCUAUGCUUUCCGCAGUCUGGAGAUGCGGAAAACCUUCAAAGAAAUCAUAUGCUGCUAUGGCAUGAAUUUCGGGAAAUGUGGAUAGGGUUAGAUCUUUUAAUUGGAUGGGGAGGGAGGUAUUUGGCCAUGAAGACCCAUUAAUGGUUUGGGAUGACCACCUUGCUCAAGAACUCUUUACUGUAUGGAGUGUGCCAAUGGAUUCACAACAUGCUGCACUUUGUAGUACUUCAUUUAUAUAUGUAUAUAAGAUAUCUGGGUAAGUGCCCUAGACUAAAUGAUAUUGUGAAAUAAGGGUGCAAUACCCGACAAUGUGAUCCACCCAACCCUUCUACACCCAGUGAUAUUUAGGUGGGAUGGGGGUCUUUAUUUUUCUAUAUUUAAAUGAUGUCAGCUAUAAAGGACAGGGAAGAGUUAUUUAUUUUUAUGAGAUGAUUGGAGUUAAAUGUAGUUCCUAACACACGUUAACACCACCCUUUUUAAAGGGGAACUCUUAUGAAAUCAAAUUGAGUAGUGCAGAAAAAUUCUAAACUUAUAAAGAGUUAAAUGCAACUUUGCUUUUUCUGCUGGGAGCUCAUGUUUGGUGAAUGCCAGACAUAGGUCCCUCUGGGUCCUGCAGAAGCUCACUCGCCUUACACAGCGUCUGGACAUUUCUAAACAUACGGUUGCAGAAGGAAGCUGACCUUCGAAGAGAGAAGACAGGGUGUAUAAACAGCAUCAUUUCAAGUGUCAGCUUGUGUGAAAUAGUCAGAAAAACUACAUUUAACUCUUCAUAGGACUCUGUAAUACAUAAAGCAAUGUCUCCUGAAAUAUCCCCACCUCAACCUUCCCCCCCAAAAAAUGGCAUUUGUGGUAGUUUGUGUGUGUGUGUGUGUGAUAUGUCACUGGGAUGUAUAUAAAUGCAGAUAUAUAUAUAUGAUGUGACAGGUAGUCUCAUGUAAAACACUGUUGGCUAGAAUGUUGUAAACAUCACAAUAUCAGAUCAAAGGCAGGAACAGCUGGGAAGCUUUCAGUUGCCCCAAAUGAAUUAAGCUUGAAAAAGUGCCUCGUGUUUAUUAGGAUUAAUGAAGAUGCAGAACUGGUUCAUUGCUGUGAACUGUGUGUACAUGUAAUGCCUGAAAGAACCAGGCAAAAUAAAGCCCAGAACGGAAGAGUCCAACAACCUUUUUAAUAUAGUUUACCUUCAAAGAUAUGUCAUUCAAAUACUAAUUAGACAUAAGACAUGUUGAGACUACCAUCAAUUAAUUGCUACAGACUAAACAAAGGGUUUAAAUUCAUGAUAGUCUCUGGACAGAUCUGACUUUGUUCAAGAAGGGACAUUAUUUCAUGAUGGGACUUUAUUUCAUGAUGGGACUGAAGUCAAGGUGGGACCUCCAUUUAAGGUGGGACUUUAUUUCAAGUUUCAGCCUGAUGAGACUUUUUUGAUCUUAUUUCAUGAUAGUACUUUAUUCAAUGGUGAUAUUUUAUUUCACGAUGAGACUAAAGUCAAGAUGGGACUUUAAUUCAAGGUGGGACUUUAUUUCAAGUUUCAGCCUGAUGAGACUUUUUUUUUUAUCUUAUUUCAUGAUAGUACUUUAUUAAAUGGUGAUAUUUUAUUUCAUGAUGAGACUGAAGUCAAGAUGGGACUUUAAUUCAAGGUGGGACUUUAUUUCAUGUUAAAACCUGAUGGGACAUUUUUCUGAUGGGACUUUAUUUUAUGAUGAGACCAAAUGGGACCUUAGUUCAUGGACUUUAGGUCAAAUGGGACAUUAUGGCAUGAAGGGACUUUAUUUCAUAAUGGGACUUUCUUUCAAGAAGGGACCUUAUUAAAUGCAACUCAGGGUCAGAUAAUAAUUUAUCAGUCCGAUCCGUCGGCGUUACCGUUCAACUUCUGACUGGACUACAUGAGAUAUCAAUGGUUUCAUUAGACUGUUGCCACUGAAAAGUCAAUCAUUAUCCACAAAAAAAGUUUUUUGAAGAAGUGGGUGCUACAAUGUCCGUGUCAGAUUUGGAGGGAUACAACGGUACCGGGGAGCCACGAACACAAACUAUUGGACACCAAAUAACAAUGACAAAACUGUGAUAAACUUAAUUUUCUAAUAUGACAGGUCCCACGCCAUCGUGGGGUUUCAGGGAAUACGGCAGCCGUCUUAAACGCAUAUGAACACUACAAAAAGUUUUAUUUAAACUGUGAAAUGUUUACACAAACUAACGGAGCAUUACAGAGCUACGGGAGACCUAGCAUGGCGCCCGGCGCCUCCUGUGACCUAACCAGUCAGACACACUAAAAUGGGAACUGCCUUCUGUUCUGGAUAGCAACGAGCAAGCACAUCUGGGGCGUAAGACCUGACUGUGGGGGCAGUUCCAAUAUGAAUGUACAGAAUUCUAUUUACAGACAAAUUAGCAGAUGAAGUGUUCGGACAGAUCCAUUCACUGUGAUGUGGUAUGGAUGAACAUAAAAGUGGCGGUGAUGGAAUCGGCACUUAAGGGUAGUUUACAGCAUCUAUAUACAUACUAACUGUCAACCAAGUUUUUUGGGCGGUUUUUGUCAUGUGAGUGGCUGAUUACAGUAUCGCUAUAUCUGAUCACCGCUUCGCCUUCGCUAAUAAAAAACAAAAAAAAAAAAAACAAAAACAGAAAACUCUUCAAGGGCAGGGUUUUUUAGAGAUGUUUCUCAAUUAAUUCAUAUUUGUGACAGAUGCUUUACAAGAAAACAAGGGGUCAGUUCCAGCCUGCACAUGGGCCCCUUGUAUACUCUGUAUCCUAAACAAUGUCAGAAUUUUGUAAAAACGGUUCUGCGUUUUACUACUAUGUCCUAAUCCUUUUAUUUCCUAUAAAAGGGCCACUAUACCAAAAUUCUAUUCCAAAACUGUCCUUAUUACAGGGAAAUACCUAUGCUGCCAUAGUUUUAUGGUAUCUCUCUGUACAGGCUAUGAGCAAACUUAGGGGGCUGUUCCUGCUGAAUUGUGCUUAGUACAGGGGAAUACCUAUGCUGCCAUAGUUUUAUGGUAUCUCUCUGUACAGGCUAUGCGCAAACUUAGGGGGCUGUUCCUGCUGAAUUGUGCUUAGUACAGGGGAAUCCUUAUGC